AUGGAGGAUCCAAAGAAAUUAGAGGAAGGAUUAGGACAUGAUACCAAACACCAGUCUAUAGAGCAAGAAGAAUCAAGAAACUUCGAUUCAGCCAGGAGUAUUUCCAUGUCCCAAAAUGAUUCCGCCAAGGCCGUUGUCGCGAAAGAUGGUCCUGAAGAGAAGAAGAUCAAAGAAAUACUGCCACAACAACCAGAGCAACAGGAGGCACAAACAGUGGUGACAAAGCCAAAAAGCAAGAGGAUUGCGACCUUGGAUGCUUUCAGAGGACUCACUGUAGUGUUAAUGAUACUAGUGGAUGAUGCUGGAGGAGCAUAUCCACGGAUUGAUCACUCCCCUUGGAAUGGAUGCACUUUGGCUGACUUUGUAAUGCCGUUUUUCCUCUUCAUUGUCGGUGUUGCCAUCGCCCUUGCUCUCAAGAGAGUACCAAAUGUGAAUGCUGCAGUUAAAAGAAUAAUCACCAGAACUCUGAAGCUUUUGUUCUGGGGAAUUCUACUUCAAGGUGGAUACUCUCAUGCACCUGAUGAACUUGUUUACGGUGUUGAUAUGAAGAAGAUACGCUGGUGCGGCAUUCUACAGAGAAUUGCGUUGGUAUACAUGAUUGUCGCCCUGAUUGAGACCUUCACCGUGAAGGUUAGGCCAGUCACGAUCGGCCCUGGUUUUUUCUCCAUUUUCUCGGCAUACAAGUGGCAAUGGCUUGGAGGCUUUAUUUCUUUUCUGAUUUAUAUGAUCACUGUAUUCUCCCUGUAUGUCCCUGACUGGAGCUUCGUCGUCAAACAGGACAAUAGUACCGAAAGAUACACAGUAAAAUGUGGGAUGAGGGGACAUUUUGGACCAGCUUGCAAUGCAGUUGGGUACGUGGAUAGACAAGUUUGGGGAAUCAAUCAUCUGUACAACCAACCAGUUUGGGCACGUUUGAAGGCUUGCACGGACAGUUCACCAGCUGCCGGUCCAUUCCGUGAAGAUGCACCGUCUUGGUGCCAUGGUCCUUUUGAACCCGAAGGCCUGUUAAGUUCCAUAUCGGCUAUUCUCUCUGGCACAAUUGGAAUUCAUUAUGGCCACGUCUUGAUUCAUUAUCAGGGUCAUGCCGAGAGGCUCAAGCAUUGGGUUUCAAUGGGAGUUGGAUUGAUCAUCCUAGCCUUUAUCCUUCACUUUACAGAUGCCAUUCCAAUGAAUAAGCAGCUCUACAGCUUCAGUUAUGUAUGCUUCACCGCUGGUGCUGGUGGAAUCGUGUUUUCUGGAUUCUACUUGCUGAUUGAUAUUUGGGGGAUUCGGAAGCCAUUCUUGUUCCUCGAAUGGAUAGGAAUGAACGCAAUGCUGGUGUUUGUAAUGGCAGCGCAAGGUAUAUUUGCAGCCUUCAUAAAUGGAUGGUGGUAUGAAAAUUCCGAUAACAACCUGGUGAACUGGAUCCAGAAGCACGUUUUCAACGACGUAUGGAAAUCAGAAAGAGUAGGAACAAUUUUGUAUGUGAUUUUCGCAGAGAUAGUGUUCUGGUCUGUGGUUGCUGGAGUUUGUCACAAGUUAAGGAUAUACUGGAAGCUUUAG
Molecule: messenger RNA, 1542 nt
Organism: Oldenlandia corymbosa var. corymbosa
Lineage: Eukaryota; Viridiplantae; Streptophyta; Magnoliopsida; Gentianales; Rubiaceae
Source: the annotation of a GenBank genome assembly